Messenger RNA from Triticum aestivum (bread wheat), 2321 nucleotides. RefSeq lists its product as uncharacterized. Bases 1710 to 2216 code for a protein of 168 amino acids. The record is from RefSeq and is a predicted model, not a curated record. NCBI's taxonomy places the organism in Eukaryota, Viridiplantae, Streptophyta, Magnoliopsida, Poales, Poaceae. The transcript is spliced from 3 exons.
UUUAUUUUUUCAGCAUACAAUCAUGCUGGGCAGUAUUAUAAUGUUUAUUGGGUCAAGGCCCAAUGGUGCAGUAGGAGUUACUAUUCACGUGAACAGAAUGAUGGCUGCUGAAUUAAGGAGAUAAAGUUUAGAUUGUUGCUUAGUUUAGUAAGGGUAUCUACUGACUUGGGCAACAGAUUGCUUUAAAUAGGGUUUGAAGGACAUGGUUUGUUAGGAAUGUUGUUACUCUAUUCUUAGCGCGUCUGCAGUGUAGGCCAUAAGAAAAAAAGACCUUAUACCUCCUGUGGUCAGCCCCCUCUCUCCUGUUCAACCCCCUCUCUGUCUACCAUGUAGGUCACAGCUUAUCGGUUGCUUUGCCAUAUACAUUAUGAUGUUUUUCUCAGCUAUGGUCAUAGUUUAUGUGUCGCAUCUCCCAUCUUAAGUUCAUAUUCUACCACACAGAUUGUGGAUGCCCUAAGGGUCACCGGUCAAGUCAAGUUUUCUUGAUAAAAGGGAUAUCAUUUACUUGUUUAUGUAUGAAUUAAGCAAUGAAUUUAGUCAAAAUACAUAACUAAAGCCUUAAAGCUUCGCUUACCACUCCAGAAUUAGGCCCUGCUGUGUCAAGAGUGCUGAGAACUUUAUCCCUGGUAUCUGACCCUUACCAACAGAUUCAUCUGACAAGUAUAUUUCGUAGUUAGGUUAGUGGUACAAUGUUAUCCGAGUGAUUUGGAAAGGUGAUUUCUUGUUUGAUCUUAGAAGAUUGCAUUGUUUAUUUUAUUGGUAUCCACCUUCUGUCUGGAUACAGACAAACAAUUGUCUCUUAGUUUCCUAACCUUCCACGGUAUGAGUUCUAUCCAGUCCCACCUGGCCCACGGGGAGUAUGUCGAACCUAGAACAUGAGCCUGGUUGGACAUGUUAUGGAAGUACAGUAUUGAUAUGCGGUCCAUAGGGCAGUGUAUAUAGGAGAUUGACAUGGGCACAAACUCUAAAAAAGGCCCAUAAUACCUAUUAUUGUACUCUUAAUAGGAUAAGUUGAGUCUCAAACUAUUAGAUGUUUAUUAGUUAAACAUGCAUUCUGCUCCUCUAGGCACCUAACACUGAGCAAUUCACCUCUAGCCUACCCCAACUUGUUUGGGACUAAAGGCUUUGUUGUUGUUGUUGUUGUAGGGAUGGCUACAUACAGAGUGCAGAUUGCAACUAGUGUAAUAAUAUGUUGUCCAAAUUGCAAUUAGCUCUAAAAACUAAAAUAAAAGUAGGGAUGGCUACUUACAAACAACCUUUUUGUACAAAAUAUGUCAAUUUAGUACUCCCACCGAUCCAUAUUACUUGUCGUUGGUUUAGUACAACUUUAGUACAAAGUUGUACUAAACCAACCAAAGUUGUACUUAACCAGCGACAAGUAUGACCGGGGAGAGUAGUAUAUACUAUCAUGGGACAAUUCCAUUCUUGCCCCUAGUUGGUUCCCACCCCCGGGUUUUGCCCUUACUUUUCGGGCAUGCUCAGUUUUGCCCUUAGUUUUUCCCCUCCGUCAGCUCGAAUGCCCUUCUGUCACAGCUCCGCUUGGUCAGCACCGUUUGACCGUGACGGCUCGACGUUUUGGACACAUUUGCCCCUGGGUUUGAUACCCCCCACCUGUUUAGUCGUCUUCUAGCUCCCGCUUCACAAGAAAACAGAGAAGCGGCUGGGAAGAGAGGUGUGACAUCGUGGUGUGGGGAGAGGUGGGAAGGACCAUGUCGACGUCGGCCAUCUCGUCGGAGAACUCGCCGCCGGCAGCCGAACAGGUGGAUGGGGUAGGCAUUGUUCAGCACAGCUCCGAGUUCUACUUGGCAGACUCGACAUACUGUGGCUUGGAGCCGCGCUCGAAGCAUCGUUGCCCGAGGCACCAGCUAAUCCCGGCUUGUCGUGUCGCCUGGGGAGGCGCAAGCACUGGACGUCGUUUUUUGGGUUGCCCUCUGGAUUUGCCAGAUGAAUGUGAAUGGGCAGUUUGGGUUGACCCACCACCUCCAGAACGUGUUGGUCUUGCCUUUGAAGAACUGCACGAAGUGAUCGAACAUAGCUGGAUCAGAAGUCACCACCUGGAGAAGAGAUCAAUUGAUCUUGCGAAGAAGAAUCGUGCAUUGAACAAGGAGUUGAAGAAAAUGAAAGAAAUUAUGUGCAUAGGGACAAUGUUGUUUGCUAGCAUUUUCAUUUGUUUUCUAGCAAUCUCAAUGGCUGUCUGUGCACAGAAUGCACAUUAGUUUAUGAUCUAUGUAGCUCAAAUGCACUUGUUAUGUUAUGAAGCUGUAAUGAACAUAUGAAGUUGUAUGAACCUAGCAGUUGUUAUGUUAUGUUAUGAAGCUUUA